Molecule: messenger RNA, 1329 nt
Organism: [Torrubiella] hemipterigena
Lineage: Eukaryota; Fungi; Ascomycota; Sordariomycetes; Hypocreales; Clavicipitaceae
Source: the annotation of a GenBank genome assembly
AUGACUGCCGCCGCGAUAGGACGGCGUACAUUCGGCCACAAGCUGCUACAAACGCUAAAUUGCACCGUGCAACCAGUGACGAGCUCUCUAAAAACUCAGCCGAAGCCGCGACCCCAAAAGCACAGACAUGUUCACACACGAGCAGGAGACUACUUGCCCACCAGUCUGGUAGGAUGGACCGAGUCGCAGCAGUCUGUUCGCGAAGCCAUCUCGAAGAUCUGCUCUCAGUAUGGCGACGAAUACUGGAUGGAAAAAGAUACACAUCACAGCUUCCCCUGGGAAUUUUAUAAAGACAUUGCCAAGAAUGGAUGGCUCGGUAUAUGCCUGCCUGAAGAGUACGGCGGCGCCAACCUUGGUCUCGCCGAAGCAGCGGUGAUGCUACAGACCGUUGCCGAAUCUGGAGCCUGUAUGAACGGCGCAUCGUCUAUUCAUAUGAAUAUAUUUGGUCUCGCCCCCGUGGCAAAGUUUGGCACUGCUGAACAACGGAAGCGCUGGCUGGUUCCCUUGAUUCAAGGCCAGGAGCGUGCCUGCUUUGGCGUGACUGAACCAAACACGGGCCUGGAUACACUGAAGCUACAAUCUAGCGCCGUAAAGAAGGGUGGUAAGUACAUCUUAUCGGGCCAAAAGAUAUGGAUAUCAACUGCGCAGAUUGCCGAGAAGAUCCUCAUACUGGUGCGAACUACACCCCUCGACCAAGUCAAGAAGGCGAGUCACGGUCUAUCCCUAUUCUACACAGAUCUGGACCGAUCUGCCGUCCAGGUGAUCGAGAUUCCCAAAAUGGGACGGUGUGCUGUCGACUCCAACGCCUUAUUCUUUGAUGGGUGGGAGGUCCCAGCUGAGGACUUGAUUGGCGAAGAAGGUGAUGGGUUCAAAAUGAUUAUGCAUGGCAUGAAUGCAGAGCGAGUGCUCGUUGGUUCGGAGGCACUUGGCAUUGGAUAUGCGGCCCUGCGGCGUGCUUGCAACUAUGUCAACGAACGAGUCGUGUUUGGCAAUCCAAUAGGCAAGUAUCAGGGCAUACAGCAUCCAUUGGCAGAGUGCUGGAUGCAGCUAGAGAGUGCACGGUUGACUUUGAACGUGGCUGCAAAUCUAUUUGAUCAGGGCUACCAAGAUGGAGACUAUGCCAAUGCUGGGAAAUUCUUAGCCGCCGAGGCAGCAUUCAAGACGGCGGACCGGGCGGUCAUGUCGCUGGGAGGCAUGGGCUACGCGAAAGAGUACCAUGUUGAGCGGUACCUGAGAGAGGCUACACUGUCACGGAUUGCACCAAUUAGCGCGGAAAUGAUAAAAAAUUAUAUCGGGCAAAAGGUGCUGGGGCUACCAAGAAGUUAUUAG